AUGCAGAGUCACUUAGCUCCUCCUUGUGCUUCUCUCCGCCCCUCCCCGUCUCUCCUCGUCCCUCCACGCCCCUCCACGCCUGCCUCACCCAUCCCAGCCCUCCCCUCUCCCUGUUCCGGCUAUUCUUCACCCCGUUCCCCUCCUAGACUACCGCCCCACACCUCUCAACCCUUCUCGGACCCGCCUCGCAACGCCCCGCACCGCCCCGAGCCACCUGCCAGCUCCAGGCGCGGCCGCUACCAGCCACUCUCCUCUCCCUGUCAUGGCUCGGGACACGAUAUAGUGAAGCUCAGUACACAGUUUUAUGAGGCCAGAAUCAGCUGUUACUUCCUCACAAAUGCUUCUUUAUCUACUGGCUUCCUUAUCCUGCUGACGUGUAUGUGUCCCUGGCUACCCCCACAGCUGUCAUUGCACGAUAUAGUGAAGCUUGUUACACAGUUUUAUGAGGAUCAGCUGUUACUUCCUCACAAAUGCUGGCUGCUGGCUUCCUUAUGUACUUACUGA
Molecule: messenger RNA, 504 nt
Organism: Portunus trituberculatus (swimming crab)
Lineage: Eukaryota; Metazoa; Arthropoda; Malacostraca; Decapoda; Portunidae
Product: merozoite surface protein CMZ-8-like
Exons: 2
Coding region: 1-504 (167 amino acids)
Source: RefSeq, a predicted model, not a curated record